UAUAUAUACUUGUAAACUAUCUUCUCCCAAGUUUUCAAGUUUCAACCCACAACUACCAAAUCUAACCACACCAUGGACUGGACUAGGGGAUGUACCCUUGGCCGUGGGUCCUCCGCCACCGUCUCCAUCGCCACCUCCCACCUCUCCGGUGACAUCUUCGCCGUGAAAUCAACUGAGCUCUCCCACUCCAAAUUGCUCAAGAGGGAACAGAGGAUUCUCUCCACAGUGAGGUCUGCUCACGUGAUUGAAUACAGAGGGUGGAAUGUCACGUGCGAGAAUGGGAAGCAGAUGUACAAUCUGUGCAUGGAGUACGCCGCCGGUGGCACGCUCAAGCAGCGCGGCAGCCUGGGAGAGGCCGCCAUCAGAGCCAACACGCGCGCCAUUCUGCAGGGCCUCCAGUAUCUUCAUUCCAAUUGCAUUGUCCACUGCGACAUCAAAAGCGAGAAUAUUCUGAUCACCGGCGACGGGUUGAAGAUCGGCGACCUGGGUUGCGCUAGACUCGCCGACGAUUUCUCGGAUUCGGUUUGUGGGACGCCGGUGUUCAUGGCGCCCGAGGUGGCGCGCGGGGAGGAGCAGGGGUUCGCCGCUGAUGUGUGGGCUCUUGGGUGCACGAUCAUUGAGAUGGCCACCGGGCGGGCGCCGUGGACGGAUGUUUCCGACCCGGUUUCGGCUGUUUACCGAAUUGGGUUUUCCGGGGACGUGCCGGAGAUUCCAGGGUGGGUGUCGGAGGAGGCUAAGGAUUUUUUGGGCAAGUGUUUGGUGAGGGACCCAGUGCAGAGGUGGUCAGUUGGCGAGCUUCUUGGGCACCCUUUUGUCAACGAAGCUUGUGUUUUUUCCAAAGAAGUUCAUGGGUCAAGUUCAAGCAGUCCGACAAGUGUGUUGGAUCAAAGGUUCUGGAGCUCCUCCAUUGAAGAACUGUACCCAUUUCACAAGAAAUCUUGGAAUUCUCCAAGGGAGAGGAUCCAGUUCUUGGCAAAUUCAAAUUCAGGAUUGCCCAAUUGGGGAUGGGAUGAAAAUUGGGUGACAGUGAGGAGUGGCAGCAUGGAAGAACCAGAGGUGGUUUCUGAGGCUCCCACGGCCACCAUGGCUUGGGCCGGUGAGGACCCUGGCAUGGUAGGUUUCAGGGAACCCACACCCGCUGCUGCAAAGGACAGUUGUAAUAGUUGUAAUCUGUCACGUUUAAAAUGUAAAUGCAUGAAUUAUGUUUUAUGUGGAAAUCUUAAUUUUGAUUUUGUGGCAAAUUUUAAUGAUAGUUCCAGUCGUCUACUCCACCUCUACCAUAACUUAACUAAAUUUGGGAGCAAGAUUGAUUUAGCAAUUUCAAAUGGAUUAAGUUGUCUAAGUGUCACAUGA
This is a messenger RNA of Vitis riparia (riverbank grape), 1353 nucleotides long. Its product is annotated as mitogen-activated protein kinase kinase kinase 18-like. The transcript has a single exon. Gene Ontology annotation, biological process: protein phosphorylation. The record is from RefSeq and is a predicted model, not a curated record. Bases 73 to 1353 code for a protein of 426 amino acids. Gene Ontology annotation, molecular function: protein kinase activity; ATP binding. NCBI's taxonomy places the organism in Eukaryota, Viridiplantae, Streptophyta, Magnoliopsida, Vitales, Vitaceae.